AUGCCAUCCGUUAAAACUCAGUUUAGCCAGCUGGUGAGCAACUUCGAAUCUCAAAUCGCUUCUAGCGGUCUCAGACAAGACUCCCAAGAAUUCCAAGAGCUUUUGACAAAAAAUAUCGGGCAACUGCUGGAACUUAAAACGGUGGUGCACUCCAAAUUGGCACUUUUUAGCGAUAAUGAAGGGCUAGAAGACCUCAGCACAUCGUCCAUGCCGCUCCUGGCUAUCGACUUUCAUCUUGCCUGGCUCAUUUCAAAGAAACAGGCUUUCCAGCUUCAAGACGCCAGAGAUAAAAAUGUGGUACGGCUUAAGUUUCUGCGCAAAGCAGUGCAGUUAUACAUGCAGUUCCUGGUCUCGCUUCAAGGCUACAAGAUUCUCAACAAGGAAUUUUCCAAGAAACUGGACAGCAUGGAAAAUGUGUACGACCCGAAACUGGAGGACCUAUAUCCCCAGCCUACCAAUGCUGAAGACCUGUCGUCUGCACAUUUGAAAAGACAGCAAAAAAUUGAGGCUUACCAGCACGACAAGAGACUAGAGGCUCAAAUCAAAGCCUUGGAAUUCAGAAACAGUGCUGAACUUUCUGCAAACGAUGAUGAACUGGUCCGGGAAUUGCAAAAAACUCAGCUAGAACAGACAGCUUACAAGGCUGUCCACGAAAUAGAACAACUGCUUUAUGAGAUUGAACUACUGUCCAAUUUUGUGAAAAUACCAGAGUUGCCUUCCACCGACAGUGAUAGCGAGAAAAAGGAUCCAUUGCAAUAUACCGAGAAACUCGAGACUUUGAACACUCCAUUGAUAUCAAAGACCGGCAAAGUUCUUCGUAAUUUCACACUCGUAGACCAAAAAACCCAACUGAAGAACAAAGUUUUUGGUUUCGGUCAAUAUGGACCCACAAUGUCGGUUGAGGAAUUCCUUGAGCAAGAAUUCGAGAGUGGGCGCGUUCUUCAAGGUGGGGAAGAGCCAGUAUCCGAACCUGAUGAAGAUAACCAAGAAUGGCAAGACGAACAGACUUAUAAAGCUCGGGGAUGGGACGAGUUCAAAGAAACACACGCCAAGGGAAGCGGCAACACUAUGAAUCGUGGCUAG
Molecule: messenger RNA, 1083 nt
Organism: Lachancea meyersii CBS 8951
Lineage: Eukaryota; Fungi; Ascomycota; Saccharomycetes; Saccharomycetales; Saccharomycetaceae
Source: the annotation of a GenBank genome assembly